GUAAUGGAAAAUGCGGUUUGAGAGAGUGAAGAUCAGCAAACAUAGUUUGAAUGACCGAUUAGUAGAUUAUUCCGGAUUUGAUUAUGUAAAAUUUUCCACACUCGGGUUUCAUACGCAACUUAGUAUCAUCGGGAAAGUUUCAAUGAGAUCCCAGCGAUUCUCCAAGAAACAUAAUUAAAGAUAACACCAAGAAAAAUAAUUUAAAAAGAAAAAGUAUGAGAUUGUUUCGAAAGAACUGUGUACACCGACGAGUGCGUGGGUCUUCCUGCUUUUAUUUGACGUCGAGUCGCAGAUGUUCGUGUGAUCCCCAAAAAGAGAUGAGAUAAUUACACGUUUUCAGACUCACUCGUGAACGACCGUGAGAUGCGAGAGGGCCUAGCGAUCGGAUUCCAUGCAGUUACUUUUCUGCAAUACGCUUUUGCGGUUUUUUACGAUUACAUGUAUACGAUCGUGCCGCACGAUGUUAGGAGUGUGCACAACGCCUACGGUGGGAAGUUCAAGUUCCUAACGUUCUGGGAUGCGAUUCUGCAAACGAUAUUCUUCUUGAUAUGUCUUCUAAACGAUUUAUUCGGCACAAAUGCUAUAAACCCCAAGAAGUCGCCUUUCACGCGGAAGUUGAAAGAUUACUUCUAUGCGAGUCUCGGGUUUCCGGUUGCUAUGUUCGUCGGCGUGACUUUCUGGGUGUUAAUGUUCGUGGAUCGUGAACUGGUAUUGCCGAAAGCACUGGAUCCGUACUUCCCAUGGUGGUUGAACCACUUAAUGCAUACAAUGAUCAUGGUGACGAUAAUGUUAGAAACGAUAUUCGUGUCACGGCAAUAUCCUAAGCGAUCUCGCAGCCUCGGAAUACUCAUUAGCUUUAUGCUCACGUACUUAGUCUGGGUACACGUAAUCUACUAUAAAAGCGGCGUCUGGGUGUACCCCGUGAUGGACGUGCUGACGCUGCCACUACGGAUUGUGUUCUUCGUCGUGCUACUGGCGUUUUGCGUAAUCCUAUACUUCGUCGGAGAGACUCUGAACAACAUCAUCUGGGGUAACGAAUACACAAAGCAUAAAAAAUCUCACGCCAAAUCCAAGUAGCCUCGCCCAAGCGUUCCUAACGGGUGAUAAAAACCACAUCUGCCUGCUGCCUGCGGUGUUGGUGAAUAAACAAAAAUGGAUAUUUUCUACACGUACCCUCCGUUGCAGCAUGCACGAUGUAUUUGUCAAAUGUAAAUGUCAUUUAGAAUAUUAGUGCUGUGUAUGUGCAUGCGAGGCGCAGUUUAGGGUAUAACAAUAAGGCUCGCGCGAUCGUUAACCCGGCGCAAUGGAGAUAACACGAAUGAGCAGGAGCAGCAUGUAAGGUGCAACACAUUUCCAUGAGAUCACAGACCAAGGGAGACUAAUCCGUGGGUAUAAUACAGUUAUUUCUCUCAUUUUCUUUUCCCUGUUACGCGCCGAGAGUCGAAUAAAACGAUGCGUACCUCAUAUAUAAAUCCUUCCUUCCCCGCUCACAAUAAUACUUAUUUUUGUACUUUCGUAGCGAACGACUUAUUAUUGUUUUUAUCAAUAAAGUCAUUAUAAUACAGUGCACAUAGAAUAUGUAUGUAAUAUAUAUGCAUAUGAUGUACAAUGUAGCGUACAUGACAAUUUGCCCGAACUAAAGUCCAGAUAUAUUUGUGUGAUCGAGUGUAGGAAAAAAAUACAUAGCGGUAACGGAGAGCGUGGAGCCAGAUUUGAAAACGUAGGAAACGGCAGAUGGACGAGAGGGAAUCUUAAAUGUACCGAUCGUAAUGUACCGAUCAUCCGGGGAUAACGUUGCUGAGGACAUUUUCUUGCUACAAGUGAGAGAAGUGCCUUGGCGAAAUCUAGUACGUUUACGGAAAGAAGAUUUUAAUUUCGACAAAAAUAUAUGAUUAUCCAUGUAAUAUUAUUGAGUAUAGUUUAAUUCGGCAAAUAAUGUAAUGAUACGUAAUGGCCUAGAAUUGAUUGCAACAUAUAUAUUUUCCUAGAAGUUUAUUAAAUAUGUUUAAUGGAUGAGAGAUGGCAUCUGUUUCCUGCUAGAAUAUAGUUUAAAUUUGAACAUGUGGCAUCAAAUAAGAAUUAUGUAUUGUUUACAGAA
Acromyrmex echinatior (Panamanian leafcutter ant) is the source of this 2098-nucleotide messenger RNA. RefSeq names its product androgen-induced gene 1 protein. The record is from RefSeq and is a predicted model, not a curated record. Lineage: Eukaryota; Metazoa; Arthropoda; Insecta; Hymenoptera; Formicidae. Gene Ontology annotation, cellular component: endomembrane system; membrane.